UUGUCCAAACUUAGAAUAUUAGUAACCGUUGAAAUGAUUUGCCUAUUCGUACAACAUGGUAAUCUUACUGGAUCGGUUCAGGAUUAGUACAGUUACAGUACCUGAUAAGUUGAUCAAAAGUAGCUACAGCUGAGGAGGGGGCUUCACACCACCACCACCAGCCGUCAUUUUGCAAGCCAAGGCAACAGCUAUGCUAUUUUGCUGCAUGUGGUUGUUUACUUUAUGCAUCUAAUGUACAUGGACUCCAUGAUGGAGCCACGUAGCCACAAUUUAUAUUUUAUUACUUUUUCCACACCAGUGUAAUUAGUUCAACGGGGUAGAAUUAGUGCUCUUUUUCCCCUGAGGCUGCAAUUCCACUGCUGGACGGCGGGGGGCGAAAAUCGCUGGCCCGCUCUCGGCGCUUUCUCCGCUGCUGUGAUGCUUCGCGCGGCUACACCGUUCCGCCCGCCAGAGUGGAUGGAAGGACGACUGAGCGGACGCCCACCUUCUGCCGCUCGCGCUCACUCGCCACCGUGCUCUUCAAAAUGGCGGCGGACUCCUCCGCGCAGCCCGCGGGCACGCACGCCUCGCUGCAGGAGAACGCGCUGCCGCGAGACGACGUGCACGGCUCCGCGGAAGGUCGGUGGGACGAAGCCGCGCCGGCCGCAAUAGCGAACAGCCUGCGGGAGCUGCCCGAGUUGGAGCCGGAGGAGGUGGGCCGGCGGCUGGCGGGAACUCUAAGGGAGCUGAGCAACAGGAGGAAAAUAGUGAUGAAGAACCUGCCGCAGGACAGCACGAGCCAGGAGAUGCAUGAUAUUUUAAAGGCAUACGAACUGAAGUACUGCUACGUGGACAAAAAUAAAGGAACAGCCUUUGUGACCCUGCUGAAUGGUGAGCAGGCUCAGGACGCCAUCCGCACCUUUCACCAGAGCAUCCUCCGCGGACGGGAGGUCAGUGUACAACUGCAGCCCACCGACGCACUGCUGUGUGUGGCCAAUCUGCCACAUACACUCACGGGCACACGCUUCGAGGAGCUGGUCCGCACUUAUGGCAACAUCGAGCGUUGCUUCCUGGUGCACAGCGAGCGCACGGGCCAUUCCAAGGGCUAUGGCUUUGUGGAGUACAUGAAGAAGGACUCAGCAUCUCGAGCCCGUGCUGAGCUUCUCGGUCGACUGCUGGAAGGCCGGGCUCUCGUGGUGCAGUGGGCUGAUGUCAACCAGAUCACCGCUGAGCACCUGCACUCCAAGUGCCUCUGCGUGGACAGGCUCCCUGCUGACUGCAACUCUGAGAAAUUGGCAUACAUGUUCGGGGAGAGACACAAGGCUGUCUUCUGUCAGCUGGCUCAGGACGAAGGCAGCCCCGUUGGCGGAUUCGCAGUCGUGGAGUACGAGACUUCGGAGCAGGCAGAAGAGGUCCUCACGGAGAUGGACCAGCGACUGAUUGGGGGUCAAGAGAUCCGGGUGUCCUUCUGUGCCCCAGGGACCUCGGGCCGAAGUACGUUGGCUGCUCUGAUUGCUGCACAGGGUGUGAUGUCCAACAGCAAGAGGGGUUUGCUUCCAGAACCCAGCCUGGCGCAGCUGCUGAGCAGCAUGAAUAACCCGGCCGCCCUGCAGGUGCUGCUCGGGCCCUACCUGGCAGGUGGCAGCAAGCACACAGGGAAGUUUGGACAGAUGCAAAAUGUGCCCAUCGUGCAGAACCCUCUCGCUGCAGCGCUUGUUCAGCUGGGAAAGGUCCAGCAGAAUACCCUGCUGGGCAACGGCCUGAUGGUCCAAAACCUUCUGCAGAUGCAGCUGGCCCAGCAGCAGCUGCUCCAGAUGAAAGACAAGCCCACCAGCACCGGUGCUGGUCUCCUGGGGGACCCCUUGAGUGCACUGCUGCAGAAGACUAUGGCUCUGGCAGGUGCAGGAAAGGGUCUGCUGGGGGAUGCUCCAAAUGAGCUUUCCCAGGACUCGUUGCAUGUUUCAAGCACCACAGCAGGCCUCAUGACCUACCCCCCGAACAGACCGCCACAGGCGGUCCCCUCUGGUGCCGAGUGGGAUGGGACACCUGUCAUUGACAAACACGCAUCUGCCCGGUCGGUGGGGGGCUCACAGUCAGGGGCCCAGGGCCUGCUCCAUGCCAGGGGGGGGUGCAAUCCCGUCUUAGGAAGCGUACCCCCCGGAACAGCUCCCAACCCGAGUGAAAACAGCACCCCUGGAAUGACGCAGGCGAACUGCCAGGCCUCACUGCUGGGGGAGCCCCCCAAAGAUGUGAAGCUGCCCUCAAAUCCCUACCUGAAUUUGGCCAGCGUGCUGCCAGGAAUGGUCCUGCAAGCCCCCACCAGCAGUAAAGUGGCCUCACACGGUGAAGCGCCGCCUCUGAAAGGCACCCCGCUGUACAGCACCGAAGCCCCCGCAGACUACAUGCAGCAGUAUGUGCAGCACUACUCCCAGGAAGCUAUGAAGUGGUAUCAGCACUACCAGAGUCAGGGCCACAGUGGCGGCAGCGUCCCCUUGGAGAGCAACUAUAGGAAGGAGCAGACCCAGGAAACUGCUGCUGCCUCUUAUGGGGAUUACAGUUCCUACAUGCAGGCUAUGAGCCAGUACUAUCCGCACACACACACAUCUCUGACACCUGCACAGGUCUUCCAUCACAGGGAUACGAGUAAGGAAGCUGAUCUGUCCAAGAGCUCGAUGAGCAGCAUGCUGCAGUCUGUAGCCAAUGGGGCUGGCACCCCUGCCACCAGCUAUGGUCCCCUGACUGUGGUGCCUGGGUACGUGGGGCUGCAGCAGGCAGCUCCCAGCUCAGCUGCACUCUCCCUUCCCACACCGGUAACAACAGACUGGAGUCAAUGCUAUUACAGUCAGAACCAGGUCCGUGGGCUGAAGCGGAACUUCCCGCAGCUGCUGGACGGGUCUGCGGACCAACAGUCCCAGGGCUUAGUGGGCCAGUAUGCAGACCAGUACAAGAAAAGGAGGAUGUAGCGUCCCUGGUGGUCCGGGUGCCUGUGCCUCUGUUCUCAGCUCUUCUCACCGUCUGUGGUGUCCACACCGUCAUCUAGAACCUACUCCACUUGUCGCGGCUCUUCUAAAAGAAUUCUUAAGCCCUUCAGUAUUUUCUGGAUCUGCAGGGUGUCUGUUGCCAUAAUCCUUUUCUGUCCAGAACAAAAGUGAUUUCUCUAAUGGGAAAUUAAGUCUCUCUUACAAGAAUGUUACUGUUUAAUUAAACAUAAUUAUAAACGGUGACGUGCUUGGUUCCCUCCAGCACAUCUUCUCCCUUUGAUUUGGAUGUCAACAUAAUCCCCCUGUAAUAUAAUUUCCUUCUCUGUUUUGCUGAUACUUUGUGCUAACAGAGGGGCUAAUGAUCAUUAAUGUGACAACGUACUGCUGGCUGACAUUUGAAGUCAAGGAUGCCGGAGGUGCGAGUCCAGCAUCAAGCUGAAAAGACAACUUGCAGGCUAGGGUUGCAGGAAGGCCUUGUAAAGACCUCAUGCGGUAAAGAACAGCUUGCUUACCAUUCACCCCAGGUUUCUGGAAAACAGGUUUGAAACCUUCAAUAUGUUUAACUGUACUUUCUUAAAAUGUUGUUUAAAAUUUCCCUCCUGUUUAAUUCAGGUUGGCUCUAACUGCAUUAAGACUAACUGUUCACAUAUUUCAGUAACAAUUUUAACUCUUAAAAGGUGGAAAUAGUUUGCUCUGUCAUUUCUGUAGAAUGUGUGAACUUCUUACGUUGGACUGCUCUGCUGAGAUGUUUAAUCUUGACCAUCACUGAAAGUAGUCCCUCUAGCUGUUAGACUCUCUCACUCUACCCAUUCUUGAAUGACACGUUUUAAAAGUUCAGCUGUAUUGUCAGACACACCAAAGGAAGGUCUCCCUACCGUUACCCACCUCCUACAUCUACCAUCAUGCAUGGCUGAUUUGUAAAUUAGCUGUAAAGUGCACUAAAAGUCCAUAAAGUGUAUACUUUAUUGCAGCUGCAAUCUUCCCAACAUGUAUUUUCUUGAAAUAAGUAGCUUGCUUUCUCACAUUUUUUUACCCUGCUGUAGGCUUCUUAGUCAUGCACAUCUACUUUAAUACUCCCUGUCACUGGCAUAAGAUUACAA
Molecule: messenger RNA, 4060 nt
Organism: Scleropages formosus (Asian bonytongue)
Lineage: Eukaryota; Metazoa; Chordata; Actinopteri; Osteoglossiformes; Osteoglossidae
Product: ribonucleoprotein PTB-binding 2-like
Exons: 15
Coding region: 525-2942 (805 amino acids)
Cellular component (GO): nucleus
Molecular function (GO): mRNA binding
Source: RefSeq, a predicted model, not a curated record